AUGACACCGCAGUCAGAGGAGACACUGGAAAAAUUCCUAAUGCGAGUGCAGGCACAUGGUACAAAAUGUAAUUUUGGUAAAUCAGCGUCGGAGAGCUCCGGCAUUGUGAUAGUUGGCAAGAUGCUCCAGUUUGAGCCAAGUCAGUUACGGGCAAAACUACUUCAGGAGAAAGAUCUUACCGUAGAAGAGAUUGUUAAGCAAGUAAACGCGUUUGAAACGUCACGUGUGGCGAAUGAUCAGAUUGGGGGAAGGAGUAUUCACUUGCAAGUAUUCAGAUCAGCGGAUAACGUGCACUACGUUGCUGUACCGUGCAAAUUCUGUGGUCGUUCUCACGGACAACAAACUUGCCCAGCACGAGAUAAAACAUGUAUGAAGUGUGUGAAACGUGGUCAUUUUGCUGGAGUUUGUUACUCUUCUCCGGUCUUUGCAUCAUCAAGCCGAUCGAUGGACAGCAGUAAACUGAACAGACCGAAGUUUCUGAAAAGACCUCAUGAGCGGUCAUUAUCUAAUGAACGAAUUGAACUUGUUGAGUUGAGAUGGUAUCUUCUGGAGGCGAUUCAGAUGAACUCAUUUGGGCGAGAGUGGGUGGCGUGCUGA
Messenger RNA from Malaya genurostris, 597 nucleotides. RefSeq lists its product as uncharacterized. The record is from RefSeq and is a predicted model, not a curated record. Bases 1 to 597 code for a protein of 198 amino acids. The transcript has a single exon. NCBI's taxonomy places the organism in Eukaryota, Metazoa, Arthropoda, Insecta, Diptera, Culicidae.